Messenger RNA from Lampris incognitus (smalleye Pacific opah), 2159 nucleotides. RefSeq names its product tubulin epsilon and delta complex 1 (gene tedc1). The transcript has 8 exons. NCBI's taxonomy places the organism in Eukaryota, Metazoa, Chordata, Actinopteri, Lampriformes, Lampridae. The record is from RefSeq and is a predicted model, not a curated record. The coding region runs from base 238 to 1536 and encodes 432 amino acids.
UUGUGGGUCCGUCCUUAAAAUCAAACUCUACCGAAAGCGUUUUCCAAGCGUAAUAUAUAAUUUCUCCAAAUUCGUCGCGUCACUUAAGACGUCUUACAGCAGCUAUGGCGGUCAGCGGCAAUCAGUGUACAAUACGAUGUAACUCGCGUUUAGAAGCCUGCUAAUUAAAGAAGACGCAAGUUAGCGUGCUAAAGCUAACUUGGCUAACUGACCCCGGCGGCGCGGCGCGGCGCGGCGAUGCAGCGGAGCAACGCGGCGGUCAGAGUGAAGGACGUGAUCGGAGCUCUGUGCAGCCUGCUGACGGCCACCGGCCUGAGCUCCGUACCCACGCCGGAGGCGUUUAGACGGGCAAAAUUCAACAGGGGACCCGACGUGGAGGACCAGUUUUGGAAGUUGCUUGCCAGCAUCCUCAAGACAACUAAGGUUGUUUCAUCUGAUGCUUUCCAACAGCUAAAAGAAGCAUCUGAUCACAGGACAUUGGUGGCUACAGGCCUCUGGCAGACCGGCUACCAGGCUGAAUGGAUCUACGGGAGAGGAGAGGAGAGCAGAUCAGAGGAGUCAGUUGUCUACAGCAGAGACCUCCUCCUAGCCCUGGGCUGGCUGCUGGGUACUGGAAUACUGGAGGAACUGCUAGCACACCGAGCAAAGCAACUGGACAUCACAAUAUUGAAAUCUACACUGGUGUGUCCUCAGGUUAUACAUGGCACACAGUUUGACCCUGCCUCCCUGAGGAGACUCCAGUGGCUGAUUGGCUGUCUGAGGUUCCAGAGGCGGAGCCUGUUGGCCAUGCAGGAAGAGAGAGCCAGGCUACUACAUGCGGUCUUGUCUGCCAGCUCCCUCCCUUCAGUCUCCUCUUCUAAUCAUAGCUCUUCAGCACUGAGGCAGGACUGUGAGCAUAUGCAGCAUCUAUGUGACCUUCUGAAGGCCUAUGUGAACUGGAAAAAUGUGGAGAAGCUCUUCUGGACCUGGAUGGACAGUGUGGUGGACUGCCAUCUGACAGCCCGAAAAGAGGUUCAACCCGCCGCUGUGGCAUCCCUGAGACAUGUACCCAACAAGAACAGACCUGUUUGUCUCCAUGGAAAUCGAGGGUUAGAGAAGUUGGACAACAUGCUGUUAAAAUUGCCCACAUCAGAGAGUGGGAAAGCCAAAGAAGAAGAGAGGAAGGGCAGAGCCGAAAAUGAUGGUGAAGUGAGAAAAGAAAGAGGGGAGGAGUUACACUGCACAUUCGAGACCCUCUCUCCCCUACCCUCUUUCCUCCUCCCCUCCCUCCCUUUGCUCCCCCAGGCCUACCGGGUCAAGUUGGAGGGUGAGAGGUCAUCAAGAAGCGUCAGUCACCCAGCAGUGAGGCAUUGUGAUGGGGCAAGACCUACAGGAGAGCUCAAGGCAUCACAAGUCUCACAGCUGCUUCUGCAGACUGUGGCUAGGCUACAAGAGGGGAGGAGCAGGAGCAAACUGGCAAAUAGCACAGAACUACAGGAGAUGAUUGGCACACUGGACAAGCUAGUGUUGAUACCGCCCUUAACAAACCAGAAUUAAAUUCAGCUGGAGAUAUAUACACAUGUACUCUGGGUGUCAGGGUCAACUCUUGCUCACAAGCUUUUGACUUUAACGGUCCGUCAUAGCUCACAAUACAGAUCUCUUUGCCAUAAUUUUAUUAUUGGUGUAAAACAGAUUUACAGGCGUCUGGGUGGUGCAUGGCGGUCUAUUCCGUUGCUUACCAGCACAGUGAUCCGGGUUCGAAUCCCCAUGUUACCUCCGGCUUGGUCAGACGUCCCUACAGACAUAAUUGGCCGUGCCUGCGGGUGGGAAGCCAGAUGUGAGUAUGUGUCCUGGUCGCUGCACUAGCGCCUCCUCUGGUCGGUCGGGGCGCCUGUUCAGGGGGGAGGGGGAACUGGGGGGAAUAGCGUGAUCCUCCCACGUGCUACAUCCCCCUGGCGAAACUCCUCCGUGUCAGGUGAAAAGAAGCGGCUGGCAACUCCACAUGUAUCGGAGGAGACGUGGUAGUCUGCAGCAGUGAGGGCUGGCCAGUAGAGGGCGCCGGGGCGCUGAAAGUCUACUUAAACCUGUUAGAUAUAAUUUAGUUGUAUAAUGCAAAUAAUUAUGAAAUAAAAGUGUUGUCAGUCUGUGAGCGCCUGUCAGCAGCAUUAAAUAUUGGUUCA